GUCUGUCAACGCUGUCUGAAGCAGGGUCACGAGACGUGGACGUGCCACAAACAGCGUCCAUAUGUCUCGCGACCGACGAGGAGCCAGGCACUGACCGACCCAAAGGCGCUCAAGAAGUUUAAGAGUAAAGGAGGGGAGGACAUUCCGGAAGACCUACGA
Messenger RNA from Tilletiaria anomala UBC 951, 159 nucleotides. RefSeq lists its product as uncharacterized. The record is from RefSeq and is a predicted model, not a curated record. NCBI's taxonomy places the organism in Eukaryota, Fungi, Basidiomycota, Exobasidiomycetes, Georgefischeriales, Tilletiariaceae. The transcript has a single exon. The annotation marks the transcript as partial.